AUGGCUUCUGCGAGGAAGGUCACUGACAAGCGGCAUAACCCAGUGGAAAGCAUUUGUAGAAAAAUCAGAGCCAUCCAAAAGAGAAAAGAGAUUUCAGAUCCAGUUCAACAAAUUCUCAAGUAUCAAUCUAGCAGUUUUGAUAGCCCACAGAUUAACACCAAGAAAGAUUUUGAAAAGGUACUGAAGAACAUGGCAACCACUCCUAUUCCCUCACCCAACACUUGUUUCUCAAGUAUUGAGAAAGACGAUGCCAUCAUUAUAUCUCCUCAAAUAAUGUCUCCAAGAAUCCCAUCCAUUUCUCACCUCAGCUCUCCCGAGAAUGCAACAUACCCUAUUCCUCUCACAAGUUCUGAAAACCUCUCAAGGCCAAGAUCACAGAGCUCUCAGAAUUACACAUCUCGGGUAUCACAGACCAGGAAAGGGGAGCACUUCUUUAACAAGGAUUUGAAAAACUGUUGUAGUGAAAAUAAUUUUAGUGCAUCAACACUUGACUUUGAUUCAACGUCUCAUAAAAACUCUGAAUGUUUUACUCCUCAGGAAUCACUGGCGAAAAAAUUAUCUCUAAAUGGAGCUGGUUCAGUUGGAGUUGCCAAAAUAAUAGAUUACCUGAGACAAGCAAGUAGUCAAAAUUCUGAAGAUAGUGGACUUGAGGAGCUAUGGAACAUACUUGAUCCUGAAAAGGGAGACCUACAUGUGGACCUGGACAUUUUUUGUGCCAUCCUGAAAGAAUGGAUGGCUUGCUGUAGAAACAAAUGGGAAAGAAUGAGUGGUGGAUCAGGUGGCACCGAGGAUUCUGUUUUUGAACAGGACAGCAUAAAAUCAAGUAGAGCAAUUAAGAUGACCACAGAUAAAACAGAAUCUACGUCAUGGAGCUUCGAGGCUUUGGGUGGAGAUAUGUCUAAAGGAGUCUUAGAAAUUUCUGAUUUGAUUACCUAUGUAGCAGACCUGCAUUUUCACAAGCAGAAACUGGAGGAGGAAAACAAUAAGUUUAAAUCGGCAUUAGAAACCUUGGAAGAAGCUAACUGCCAGUUAUCAGAGGAUUGUACUGAGUUACGCCAUCAGAUAAAAAGUGCCCACCAAGCUAUUAUGAGAACAAAUCUGUUAAAAGAAGAACUGGAGGAACUGAAAAUUAGUAUGAAUGCUUCUGAAGAGCAGAAGACCAUGAUUUUAGCCCAGAACAAACAGUUAGAGACAGAAAACCGGGCUCUGAUUCUUAAGAUUCGGAUUCUCCAAGAAGAGAAUACUAAGAACAUUAUGGAUAUAUAUAAAUUGGAAAAGAAGAUUGAGGAGUUGUCUAAAACUGAGACAGAACACCAAAUGCAGUUACAUGCAUGUGAGAACGCUUUGCUUAGUAAAGAUGCAAGUUUGCAGAAGAAAGAUUUAAGUAUAGAAGAACUUAAGUCAACCAUCAUAGAAUAUGGAAACAUUAUAGAGAAUUUACGAGGGGAUAAAAACAAACUGACUCAUGAGUUACAGCACUUGCAGCAGGAACUUAUCAUAAAUGGGAUCCAGUUGAAUAUUAGUGGAGAGUGUAAUAGAAUCAUCUCUGAAGAAGAAAAAUCUUUACAUUGUGAACUCAUUCUUGCUCAGUCUGCAGAGAACGAUGAAACUGGGUGGCAGUGCAGUUUAAUCAACUUGUCAUCUCUGGAUAUAAUGAUGGACCAAGAAAUGCUGCUAUUACUGAGAACAUUUGAACAAAAGGGAGUGAAAUUCACAGCUAUGCUUCAAAAGCUGGAAUUGUAUAACAUAUGUACUCAUGAAGAAGUUUCUGAAGAUGAAACCAUCAUGGAUAGCUCGCUACAGUGGGUAACUGAUCCAGAAAUUACUGUGAAAGAAAAGUGGGAGAACAAGCUUACUGAAUUCAAAUAUAUAAUGGAAGAGAAACUAAGUCUUUGCAUAUUAAUGCCAAACGGCUUGGGAAACCACAAAGAAUCUCUUGAUAAAGAAUUUGUCAAACUAAUAGAGAUUUUGAAGAGAUUCAGGCUGGAAUAUUUUUAUUUCAGAAAAGAAUUUCUCUCCAGGCAGAAACAACGAGAAGCCCUUGAACAAGUGCAAGAAGAUGCUGUCAACCAGGAAGCUGUCGUUAGGAAGAAGGUCCAAAGAACCAGCCAAUGGCUGGAGGACAGGGAGGAGCAGGUAGGGUAGCCUGUGACUACUUUAUAUUCAAGGGGAAGUUUCCUCAGAUGUCCUUGAAACCAUGAAGUAUAAAACGGAGGAGGAACAGAAAAGAAAAAAAAAACAAAAAACAAAGAGGAACUGCGAAGUUCAGUCCCUGGCGACCAGCAGUGAGCGGAGGAAGUACAGGGGAGUUGUAAAGGAGGUGGUGUCAACAGCCUCCUGAUGAAAGAGGCAUCUUUGCAGAAAGAGGCAACUUGACAUAUCAGGACUUUUACCACUGUAGAAAUAGCUCAGGAGCCCAUGUAAAGCCCAUGCAAAGCCCAUGCAAAUACAGAAUUGCAGAAGUUCACUAGAGGCUUAUCACUUCCCUGAGAAGAAAAGCACAUUUUCAGUUUCGUGUGCAUAAUACUGGUGAGUGCUCAAUUGCUUUCUUUCCUGGCCACCCUGCUAAAAU
Messenger RNA from Callorhinus ursinus (northern fur seal), 2572 nucleotides. Lineage: Eukaryota; Metazoa; Chordata; Mammalia; Carnivora; Otariidae. The record is from RefSeq and is a predicted model, not a curated record.